GGGGCGGGGCUUCGCGUCGGCUCCGCCCAUCCCUCUCGGUUGUCAUAGUGAGGCCGCAUCCACCGAGACUCCGGAUCCCAACGUCUGGAAACUAUUAAAGAAGCAGCCGCCAUGCAGUACACGGGGAGCAAAUAUAUCGGGGAAUAUAUAGAUGGGAGGAUGGAGGGCAAAGCUGAAUACAUCCUCCCUACUGAAACAAGAUAUGUUGGGGAAAUGAAGGAUGGCAUGUUUCAUGGUGAAGGAACCCUGUACUUCCCCAGCGGGAGCCGAUACGACGCCAUCUGGGAAAAGGGAUUGGUCGUAAAGGGCACGUACACCUUCGAGGACGGGCUGCAGUACGAAGCGAAGCACUGGCAUUACUGCGACGGCUACGAUCGGAGGUUUUACACCGAGAUCUGCCAUGGCUUGAAGCCUACAGGUAUCUCUCAACUCUCCAAUAUGGACCCACCUAGAAAAAUCCCCAAGGGCUCUUAUGACUGUGGAGACGGCUUCUACAACCCGAUCACCAGGAUCGUCAAGGACUACAAGGGUCGCUUCCUGAGGAAUGCAGAUGAUGACGAGCAUGAGUGGAUCGUCCGUACCUGUCGGAAGGGCUGGGACGAGAUCGUGGGUCCCAGGCCCAAGCAGGGACCGCGGCAGCUGCCUCCACCCCACCCAAGCACUGGCUAGCCCCGGGGUUGGGGGCCGGGUGUGUGUAUGUGUAGUUCUAGAACCUGGCUUUUGACUCAGGAAUAAAGAAAGGCUUUCUGCA
Messenger RNA from Lemur catta (Ring-tailed lemur), 751 nucleotides. RefSeq names its product MORN repeat containing 5 (gene MORN5). The transcript has 5 exons. The record is from RefSeq and is a predicted model, not a curated record. NCBI's taxonomy places the organism in Eukaryota, Metazoa, Chordata, Mammalia, Primates, Lemuridae. Bases 112 to 669 code for a protein of 185 amino acids.